Paramecium sonneborni is the source of this 2939-nucleotide messenger RNA. Lineage: Eukaryota; Ciliophora; Oligohymenophorea; Peniculida; Parameciidae. The record is from the annotation of a GenBank genome assembly.
AUGAAAACCAUUCUAAAACAAUAAACAAUUAUAACCCUUGCUAGACCAUGUUCUAUAAAUAAAGAGAUCACACCAAUAUCUAUACAUUCUCCUGAUAGAUAAUUAGUAUAUGGUUUGAAAACAUAAUAAUAAGCAAGAGUAUAAACUUAUGUGGGUUCUCCUUAUGUUCAAUCCCCUACAUAUGAUGCAAAUAAAAAAAUCAUUUCUUCACGUAUUAAUUUAUUAUACCUUUCUAGCCAAUAUAUAACCUUAAUCUCCAAAACAUUUAACAGAUUCCUUCCAUUAAAAAUAAAAGACAUUAGAUUUUAAACCAACCCAGACUGAUCAUUCUAAAUAAUUUUAAGGAGUAGAAUAGAAACAAUUUGAAACAACUAAAUAAUUGGUUUCAUAAAUUAAUCAACAUGAUUUUGCUAAGACUUAUCAAUAUGAUCUAAAUAAAGAAAAUAAGGAAUUAAAUUUAAAUACUGAUAGAAGAACAUUUAAUAAUCCAUUUUUAGAAUCUAAAGAGAACAUAAAGGUUGGAUUAGAAUUCUUAAGUAGAUCUCCUAUUUAAGAAUUAGCAAAUUAAUAAAAUAUUGGUAAAAUAAUUUAACCUUCAAAAUUAUCUCCAACAUAAACUUCUUCAUUAAAAUCUAAACUCUAAAAUGAUAUUAAUAAAAUAUCUAAUUCAUUAAGAGAAUUGAUUAGUUCUAUUUAAAAGUAAUUAGGAACAAGUAAUUUAACAGAUGUAUUAAAUGAUUAGAUGAUAGAUGUUCUCUCUAAUUUUAGAAAGUUAGAAGAGACAAUAAUUUCAGAUAAUCACAAUUAAUAAUUCAAUUAAGUUAAUAAUUAUAAUAAUUAAUUUGAAAAUGAAUAAAAAAUAUAAUCUCUAACAGAAGACUAUAAUAAAUUAAAAGGAAUUUUGGAGUAAUUAUAGACUAAAAUGGCUUCUCUUGUUUAAGAAAACUAGAAAGUAUAAUUUAUUAAAUCUAUUUUUAGUUAAAUAAAAAUUUAAUAGAUUAAGAGUAGUAAGUAAUAGAUGAAAAAAAAAGACUUAAGGAAGAAAAUUAAAGACUUUAAUAGAAUUAAUGUGAAUUGAAUAGAGUACUUGGAUGUUUAUAACUAAAUUAGAAGGAAAAUGAAGAGUUGAGAAAUUAAUUAUAAAAAUUGGAAAAAAACAUAAGUGAUUCAGUUGUAUGUAGACAAUUAUUUUAAUAAGAUGAGUAUUCAAAAGAGUUUUAAAUAAAAUAUUAAAAUUUAUUAAAGGAGUUUAAUUAAUUAGAAUAGAAAUAUAAAUAGAUGAUUUAAGAAAGAAGUAUUAGAGAAAUGAAUAAAUCUCCUUCGAUUUUGAGAUCACCAUCUGGUACUCCACAUUAGUAAUAAAAUAAAUAAGCUGAAUAACUUGAAUUAAAAUUACUUUAAUUUUAGAUUGAAAAUGAUAAUUUAAAAGCAGAAAUGGCACAUAAUUAAGUUGAUUCAAAAUAAUUAGAUUAAAAAAAUAGUGUAAUUGCUUAAUUAGAAGAGAAGAUCAGAUCUAUUUUAAGAGAGCGUACUGAAUCUGAAGAUCAUCUUUAAUAAAUUUGCUAUAAUUUGGAAAAUUAAAUAGAAUAGUUUAAAACUAAUUUAAAUUAAAAAGAUUCAGAAUUAAGUUAAAUGAUAAAACUAAAAAAAGAAAUAGAGAGGGAUUUUUAAUCAUCAGUUAAAAAUUACUAAAUUGUUUAAAAAGGUCUUGAUGAUAAACUAAUUAAUGUUAAAGCAGAUUAUGAUAAAUUAUUAGGAGAUUUUAAAUUAUUAGAUUAAAAACGAAUUAAGACAGAAGAAAAUUUAAAAUCUUGUGAAAAAUCAUUAGAAUAAUAAAAGUAAGAAUCUACUUAAUUAUUGGCAGAUAAAUCAAAAUUAUAGGAUAAAUUAUAAAAUUAAUAAAAAUAAAUAGAUUAAUUGAGUUAGUAAUUGUAAUAGUAUUAAUAAUCAACCUAAUAAUUAUUAAAAUAAUUGGAUAGUUUAAAAUAAAUUGAAUCUUAAUAGAAAUUAGAUUUGGAUCAAAUUUAAAAUGAAUUAAGAUAGAUAAAACAGGAUGCUAAAAAUUAAAUAAAUGAUUUGAAUUAAGCAUUAGCUUUAUAAAUAUAAAAAACAAAAGAAAAGGAGAAAUAGAAUAUUGAUCUUGUAGAGGAAAUGAGUGCUUUAAAAGAUCAAUAUGAAGUUUAAAAAAAGAUUUAAUAAGAAAAUAUUAAUGAAUUAGAAAGGAAAUCAAAGAAUCUUAAAAAUUAGUUAGAAGAAACUAUUGAAAAUAAAGAGAAUGAAAUUAAUGAUUUAAAGAUUAAUAUGGAACAAUAAUUAAAAAUGAUGGAUAAAAGAAAUGCUAUAUCUUAUUUUGAUUUUGAUUAAAGAGAAUAAUAAUGGAUGUAAGAUCUUCAAUAGAAAACAGAAAUUAUUGAAGCAUUAAAAGGAGAAUUGGAAAAGACUAGGAGCAUUAAUUAUAAUAUAUAAGAAGAUUGUUUAAAGAAUAAUAUAUAAAAUACAUAAUUAUAGGCAACAAUAAAUAAUCUUAAAGGGGAGUUAAAUUAAGCAAAAUAAGAAUAGGCUCAUUUAAUUGAUAUGUUAAAAAAAAGAAAGGAAGAAACAGAAUAAUUACAUUAAGGAUUAGAAGAAGCAAGAAAGGAAGUAUAAAUAAAAAAGAAUUCAGUUGAAGAUAAUAGAAGUAAAUAUUUGUAUUGAAUUUAGGAUCAUUGCUUAGAUAAUAAGAUUUAUAAGUUACAUUGGAAAAUUUGUAAAGAGAUAAUUUAACAUUGACUUAGAAGAUUAAUGCUUUAAAUAAUGAAUUAUAAAGAAAAUAAAGGGAACAUUAAGAAAAAUCAGAAGAAUAUUUAAUUUUAAAAAGGAAAUAUGAUGAAACUAUCUAAAAUUUAGAAAGAUUAGAAAAGAGAUGGGGAGAUAAAAUAGAUCAACAUAGAAAAAAUUGA